This is a messenger RNA of Fusarium keratoplasticum, 873 nucleotides long. RefSeq lists its product as uncharacterized. Gene Ontology annotation, cellular component: mitochondrion. Lineage: Eukaryota; Fungi; Ascomycota; Sordariomycetes; Hypocreales; Nectriaceae. Bases 1 to 873 code for a protein of 290 amino acids. The record is from RefSeq and is a predicted model, not a curated record. The transcript is spliced from 2 exons. Gene Ontology annotation, biological process: fatty acid beta-oxidation. Gene Ontology annotation, molecular function: enoyl-CoA hydratase activity.
AUGAACGCCCUCCGAUGCAUGAGACCUGUGGCCGCUCGAGUGCCCUUCCAGCCAUCCACUCUUCCCCGAAUUGCUCGGGCAUACAGCUCAAAGAGCUAUGAGUUCAUUCAGGUUUCUCAGCCGAAGCCCGGCGUUGGCCAAGUGACGUUGAACCGCCCCAAGGCUCUCAACGCUCUGUGCACACCUCUCAUCAAGGAGCUCAACGAAGCUCUCCUCGACUUCAAUGCCGCCAGUGAUACUUCAGUCAUUAUCCUGACCGGUUCCGAGAGGGCCUUUGCUGCCGGUGCUGAUAUCAAGGAGAUGGCCCCGCUCACCUUUGCUGAAGCUUACACCAACUCUUUCAUCGAGUCCUGGUCCGACCUCACCACCCAGGUCAAGAAGCCCAUUAUCGCCGCCGUGUCCGGGCAUGCCCUCGGUGGCGGCUGCGAGCUUGCCAUGAUGUGUGACCUCAUCUACUGCACCGAGACCGCCAACUUUGGCCAGCCUGAGAUCAAGCUCGGCACCAUCCCCGGAGCCGGCGGCAGCCAGCGUCUGACCCGUGCCAUCGGCAAGUCCAAGGCCAUGGAACUCAUCCUGACCGGCAAGUCCUUCUCCGGAGCCGACGCGGAGAAGUGGGGUCUCGCCGCCAGGACGUUCCCUACCCACGAGGCCCUGAUGGAGGGCACGCUGAAGCUGGCCGAGACCAUCGCCGGCUACUCCAAGGUUGCCGUCGUGGCGGCCAAGGAGGUGGUCAACAAGAGCCAGGACCUGCCGCUGAGGGAUGGCGUCGAGUACGAGCGCCGAGUGUUCCACAGCCUGUUUGGUAGCCAGGACCAAAAGAUUGGCAUGAAGGCGUUUGCCGAGAAGAAGAAGGCCGAGUGGACUCACUCAUGA